Cylicocyclus nassatus is the source of this 4653-nucleotide messenger RNA. NCBI's taxonomy places the organism in Eukaryota, Metazoa, Nematoda, Chromadorea, Rhabditida, Strongylidae. The record is from the annotation of a GenBank genome assembly.
AUGGAUACCUACAGAAGAACAAUCAUUAUCAAAGAAGGCACAAUCACAGCAGGAUUCCCCUUUAAUGAAAACGUCAGCAAACUCAAAGACAACUUCAACAUUGCCUUUCGCCGCCUACAGGCACUCCUUCGAACUCUUCGAGGUAAUGCAAAAAAGCUUCAACUUUACAACACUACGAUCGAAGACUACACCAGGGAAGGAAUCAUUGAGGAAAGUAGCUCACAACCAACUGGAGUAACUUCAUUUUACCUUCCACAUAGACAUGUCUGGACACCUGGAAAGACAACCGAACUUCGAAUUGUCUUCGAUGCUUCAUCUCACGGAAGAAAAGAGCUGAGUCUCAAUGACGUCAUAUUUGAAGAACACGCCCUCACACCCCUAAUCCAUGAAGUUCUACUGCUGUUCCGCACGUACAAACAUGCAAUGGUGGCUGACAUCCAAAAGGCUUUUCUACAAAUACGUCUUCCCGAAAAUCAUCGAGAUGCAACGAGAUUUCUGUGGAUCAAGAACUUGGAUACACCACCCGAAGGCGAAAACGUCAAGUACUAUCGCUUCUGCGGAGUACCUUUUGGAGUAAAUGCAAGCCCAGCCAUAUUGAAUCAGUCUAUACUCAAGCACAUCGAAGAGGAGGAUACCCCAAUUGGAAAGGAACUAUCCAAAUCUCUGUAUGUCGACAAUGUGCUACUAGAAGGCAAUAAUCCGCAAGAACUAAUCGAGAAAUACACUUCUUCAAAACAAGUGUUCUCUUCCAUCGGCAUGAAUCUUCGCGACUACUUGUCAGAUUCUGCUGAAGUGAACGCACAAAUCAAGGACGUGGAUAGAGCAACAAACUGCGAACUCAAAGUGCUCGGAAUCAAGUGGAAAGCUGACGAUGACACCUUGAUCAUGGAAUGUGCAGACAAAGAGCUGGUCAAGAUCACCAAAAGAUCUGUACUCAGCCAGAUAAACGGAUUCUGCUUCGACCCACUCGGACUACUCACACCACUGAUGAUACCGGCAAAGAUAUUCCUACAGGAUAUACACAAGCUAAAGUUAGGAUGGGACACCAUUCUUCCUGAGGAGCAAAUUCAACGAUGGAAGGCCAUCCAGGGUGACAUCGUCGGAUUCAAGAAAGCCAUACCACGCACAGUGCUUAACAAGACUACCGAGGCCAAAUAUAUGCUUUCUAUAUUUGUUGACAGUUCCAAGCGAGCUUACGCUUGCUGUCUUUAUACGACUACAUCAGCGAAGAAUGCCGAAACAACCAUGUCAAAAUGCAGAAUAAACUUCACAGAAGUCAACCUCUUCAGCGACUCAACGAUCGCACUAUCAUGGAUAGCUAGCAGCAAAAAGCUUCCACCGAUUGUAACCACACUGGUUCAAAAAAUCAGCGUCGCCGCAGAAAGGAUCAGAGAAAUAGCCAAACUCAACUUCUUCCACGUCCCAACAGAAGAAAAUGCAGCGGAUUGCGCAACACGAGGAAUCAACAAGCAAGAAUUCACCGCUUGCAGAUGGUGGAAAAGACCAAGUUGGCUCAAUCACCCCAAUAAAGAAUGGCCAGUACGUCCCAUCAGUGACGUCAAAGACAGUGACGAUGACGAGUGCGAAAUGCUCACUCAUCAAACUACUGAAGAUCUUAGCAAAAGCAGUUCUGAUUGGCCAGUCGCUACGAUAAGCAGCUACCCCAAAUUGAAGCGAGUUGUGGCAUACUGCCUGCGUUUCAUCCGCAUGGCAAGCAAGAAUAGCCGCUUCAAAAUGGCAGAGGAAGAUCGAGGGACAUCACGAUUACCGAACGUAGCCGAGCUUAUUCUCGCUGAAAAACAUAUAGUCUUGCAAGAACAGCGGACCUACGGGACGGCUCUGGUCUCAAAAAACAAGCAGUUCAAAACUAUAUACGACAAAGAAGGAAUCCUACGAAGGCCAUUGACUCACAUAGGCGAAGACGACUCUUCUUGCCAAGUCUUGAGACCAGUGGACUUCAUCUAUAAGGACGUUCGGCUCGGGAGCACUCAACUCACACCCGCCGACGACGAUCAACAGGAUCCAGAUUACCGGAUAGGUUCAGAACUCUCAUCACAAAAGGAAGCCAAAACAGCUCUUUUGGAGACCGAGAAGAUAACGAAAAAGUUCUGGAGUAUUUGGAAACACGACUACCUCCUCGAACUUCGCGACCGCCACCAUGUCUUCAAGAAUGGAAAAACCACGAAUCGCAAACCAGAAGUUGGAGAUAUUGUGCUGCUUGACGAAGACUCUCAGUUGAACAGAGGAUACUGGCCAAUGGCAGUUAUAACACAACUAGUGCCUAGCAGAGACGGAGAAAUUCGAAGCGCGGUGCUGAGAACCGCAUCAGGAAGAGAGAUUCAAAGACCCCUCAAUCGCAUAGUUCCUUUGGAAAUUCGUUUAACAACGGAAAAAGAAGAGGAAAGACAGGAAACAACGCCACAAAAAGGAGGAAUAGUAGCCAAGGUGAAAAAAGCGCUCAGGAAGAAACCAACAGCAGCACCUGAACCUCGCAAGCAACCACAGAGAGCUGCAAAAAAGCCUGUAGAUUACUCAUCUUCUAACUCGUCCACCAUAAAGAGAAUCACUUCACCGAUCAGCAAGUCAGUGAUGAUAACAAUAUGCCUGGCAGCUCUUCUCCUCAUUGAUACGGCAUCCGCAAAUGUGCUAUCCUGCUCUGAACAUGGAGUGAAAGUCAACACGACUUCGGAAUCUGAGUCACAAUUAUGUCUCAAUUAUAAGGACUGUCUGCAAAUCUCGACGAAGAAAGGAAUGAACGAAGUAGCGCUUCCGCCGAAGUACCGCACAACAGAACAUCGAGUUCAAUGGCGCACCAUGAUCGGAGCAACACAGUACUCCGACACCACUAUCUGCCCACCUAGAGACAUUUGCGACAUGAUCAAAUGCACAGUUUGUGCAGACUUGCUUCGGAAUCCACACUGCGCCCCCAACACUGCGGUAGCAAUCACAGCAGUUUGCGCAUACCUUAUGAUGCUGCUCAUCUGGUUCAUUUGCUACACUGGACUUCAAGGAAAACGUCUUUUGUGCCGAACUAGCGAGAACGAGAUGCCAACGGAAAAUCCUGUUGCUCCUGCGAAUGAUCGACUUUCCGAGCUUCUAGGAAAACAAUCCCGAUCUCUACCAGUCCAAUCAAAGAUGAUCACGUUCGUGGCUAUUGCAACUUGUCUCGUCGCAGGAGUCAAUUCAUGCCAGUACACUCACACACUCACGUCAAGGAACACCAUUUGCAUGAGGAUCAAUAACACGCUCAACUGUCGCUACACUAUCGAAAACAGGAUAACCUUGAGUGAGCACCGACCUCAAGCUUGCUUCAGGAUUCAACAUGAUAACAAGACAGUUGGCAGCAUGGAGAUACAACUCCAACACGUCGUACUCCAGUGCAAUCCCGUAGUCUUGUUCUACACCAGAGAUGCCGAGAUAGUGACCGAGUCAGCAAAACGAUGCCAUUUCUCUGGAUCAUGCUCAUCCAACACAUGUGCUCACACUGGCCAGCGAUCCUACAUACCUGAACUUCACAACACCUACGAAUUUCCUGGAUACUCAAGGUGCACCUCGUCUUGUGGAAGCAUCGGAUGUGGUUGCCUUCUACCUCUACCUGGAUGCCUCUUCUCCCGCUCAUAUGGAAAACCGCGAAGUGAAACAAUUUACCAAGUGUUCCAUUGCCCGACUUGGGAUGAAUCGGCAAUCAUCAAAUACACUUACACAAGUGUUAAUGGACGAAGAGAAACGAAUAUCGCCACAAUCACCGCGCAGACUACUCACACUCAAAAGGACGCCAACCUAACACUGGAAUUCGUAACAACGCCAACGAUUCCGCUCCUGAGCUCGGUAUUUUUGCAAGCCGUCAACACCACUAAAGCGGAAACUGCCUUGGUCGACAACGACGACGUAUUUGCGCUCAGAUGCCCAACGAUGGAGAGCUCUCGAAACCUUUCGCUUUGCCAUGUAGAAGACACUUGCAAAUGUUACCCGACGGAUGACCAGGCUAACUGUAUCUGCAAGAACACGAACAUCUCGGAUCUGACCACAUCAUUGGACAGCAGACUGCCACUAUCUUCCUCAUUCUUACAUCUACAAGAAGCUCAUGGAAGAGUACUUGGAGUCAGCCACAAAUCCAUAGUCGACAUCACUAUCAGCACGACUGCGGAAUGGAAUACAGCAAGUGUUGUCAACAACGAAGACUGUGACAUCACAGCUUCACCCAUUCAAGGAUGCUACAACUGCAUAACCGGCGCACGACUUACCUUCUCUUGCCAUUCACCGCACCCAACAAUGGUGGAGAUACUGUGCACGCAGAAUACCUAUGCGGCCUUCUGCGAUCAAAACACAAUGCAGACAGUUGCUAUCCUUCAAGCGACCACCGCUAAAUAUGUCGACAAAUGUUCACUGAAAUGCGGAACGAAGAGCUACGUAUUCAACAUCUCUGGUAUCCUGGCAUACCACCCACACGAAAACGGAGUACUCUUCACGAAUGCUAGCGAGAAAGCUUCAUACGUCAACGUCUACAACUAUCCCGACAUUGGACACAUCAUCAGCGUCGCACUCUCGUCAUGGAAGAUGCUCGUCGUAGCUACCAUCGCAAUCGCAGCGGCGUUAGCCUUCACUAUUUUUUGUGUCCCAAAAAUUAUAAAAUUGUCAUUGAUGUGCGUGUAA